Molecule: messenger RNA, 1203 nt
Organism: Acanthosepion pharaonis
Lineage: Eukaryota; Metazoa; Mollusca; Cephalopoda; Sepiida; Sepiidae
Source: the annotation of a GenBank genome assembly
AUGGAGGAUAUAUCUCAAUCAUCUCUAGUUCUAUCAAUAUCUCUCCAGAUCUCAAACAAUCAUAAAGAAGAAGCUGAACUUCUUGUCCACAAUGGCAAAGCUAACAUGGAUAUUCAAAAUGUGAAUUUGCAAACAGCCCUACAUUUGGCAGUAGAAAGACAACACACACAGAUUGUUCGACUUCUUGUUCGCGAGAAAUGCAACCUGAACAUCCCUGACAAGGAUGGAGACACCCCUCUACAUGAAGCACUACGACACCACACUCUCUCCCAAUUGAGACAGUUGCAAGAUAUGCAAGAUGUUGGCAAGGCUCUGGAGUCAUUUGGGGGGAGAAAUUCCAGUGGCCACGCCUCAGAAGCUGAUGCAAACUCCCACCAAAGUGCAGUAUGGAAAAGAACUAGUCUUCUGAUGGGACUUGGCACUCCUGGGGCAGACAAGAAAUCCAGUGCUUCCAUUGCUUGCUUCUUGGCAGCAAGUGGAGCCGAUCUUAAUAUCAAGAACAAAAAAGGUCAGUCUCCUCUUGACCUGUGUCCAGACCCAAAUUUGUGCAAAGCCCUUACCAAGUGUCAUAAAGAAAGGAAUAGUGAUGUUGGUUUCAGUCCUCCAGUAAGUCCACCCAAUGCUGCAACAAUUCGGAAUGACCAAGAAACUCUUGAAGAAUGCAUGGUCUGCUCGGACCUUAAGCGGGACACUCUGUUUGGCCCCUGUGCACACAUUGCCACUUGCUCUCUCUGCUCUCCACGAGUUAAAAAAUGUCUCAUCUGUAAGGAACCUGUGCAGUCACGAACCAAGAUUGAAGAAUGCGUUGUCUGUUCUGAUAAAAAAGCUUCAAUCCUAUUCAAACCCUGUGGACAUAUGUGUGCAUGUGACGGUUGUGCUGCUCUGAUGAAGAAGUGUGUCCAAUGCCGAGCUCAGAUUGAGAAAACUGUUCCUUUCAUUGUUUGUUGUGGAGGCAAUCCUCCACCAGCUCCUCAGCCUAGUGGUGUCAUGAACAAUGGCUCCAGAGACUUGUCUCGAGAUAUUCAGAAAUUACAACAACAACUACAAGAUAUCAAAGAUCAGACUUCCUGUCCUGUGUGCAUGGAUCGCUUAAAGAACAUGAUUUUCCUGUGUGGCCAUGGAACCUGUCAGAUGUGUGGAGACCGGAUGACUGAAUGCCCAAUUUGUCGCAAAGCUGUCGAAAAACGCAUCCUCCUUUACUGA